UGGAUGGAGUGUCAUAGUGAAACCACGCAUCACGGAUCAUAGAAUGGCACUAUCUUAUCUACAAGAGGCGCAAAUUAACGCAGGACUUUUAACCGGCCAGCACCUCGACAUGAAGCAAGAACCCGAGAAACAGCCGGUCUCACCGCCUUUAAACAACAACACGUCCCAAGUAAUGUUUCCCGGGAUGGGCAGUACCACGGCGGGCCUGUCUAUGCUCACCCCGCAGCAACUGCUAGCAGCUAGCAGAGCGGCGGCCUUGAUGGCCGCAGGAAUUCCUGUGUCGUUGCACGCAACACUGGCGGCGAGCCCGUCGCUUUACGGGCAUCAUCAGACUCUGUUCGAGGGUUGGGCGCCACCCACGGCAUCAUCGCCACCCUCGCCCCUUCAUCAUUCACCCGGGCCAGUGUCUCCUGCUCUUAGCACAAAGUCCACUUCGCGACGAGCGAACAACGCUGUGACCAAUAACAAUAACAAUAACAAUAACGUGGUGACCAGCAGCAGAGAUAGAAUCUCGAAGAAAGGUCAGACGACCAAGAGGAAGGCACAGAAAUCGAAGGCGGACAGCGUGCAAGUGUCGGUCGAGGGUGGUGCGGAUCCUCUCAGUCCACCCACGUCGAUCAGCCCCGAAGCGGGCAAAGACGGAAGGGAUAAGGUGUUCACCUGUGGAGUGUGUUCGAGAUCGUUCGGCUACAAGCACGUGUUACAGAAUCACGAACGCACUCACACCGGGGAGAAACCGUUCGAGUGUCCGGAAUGUCAUAAAAGAUUCACUAGGGACCAUCAUUUGAAGACUCACAUGCGAUUGCACACCGGUGAGAAACCUUAUCACUGCAGCCACUGCGAUCGUCAGUUCGUACAGGUAGCAAACCUCCGUCGCCAUUUGCGCGUCCACACCGGCGAACGUCCUUACGCUUGCGAACUGUGCGCGGCUAAAUUCAGCGAUUCCAAUCAGCUGAAGGCUCAUCUGUUGAUACACAAAGGGGAGAAACCGUUCGAGUGCGAACAUUGUCGUAUGCGCUUCAGACGGAGGCACCACCUGAUGCAUCACAAGUGCGGCACCGCUAUGAACGCCUCCGGACAAAUUCCUAGAUCGCAAGUCACCUCGCCGUCGUUGGCGAGCGAUUACCUGGACGAGGAUAUCGACAUCGACAUCGACGUGGAAAUGGAGGAAUCCGAAGCUACGCCUCUGGUCACUAGAAAAUCAAACAAUCCGGUCAGACCGGCCCAUCGCAGACUACCGAGUCCAGUCGUUAGCGCCUCGAUGCCGAUGCCGUUGAAUCUGUCCGGUAUCCCCGUCGAUCUGCCGGAACAAACGGAACCGGAAGAUCUAUCAAUGUCCACGGACACGCACAGGCCGCACUCGAACAGCAGCAACGGCUCGACGAUGAGCCGCGGCAACGAUCGGCAUACGAUUUCGUAGUAUGAUCGUCGAACGGGUUCGAGAUCGUAUCCUACUUCCUCUAUGCUUUACGUUUCUUUCUAGUAUCCGUUUCGUGUCGCAAGGAACACCCCUGUACUUCAUUAUUCAUCGAACAAUGGACAUUCUUUGAUUUACGUAUCGAAGCGAAUAUUGAAAUAUAUAAUUUAUUUGAAUUCCGAACGACAUGAAACGCGUGUGUUAUAAGCUUCGUUCUUAGUGUAGGAUCCGUGGAAAAUAGGGUGUCACGGGCACCGGAAAUCGUAUCUAGAUACGAUAAUCGUUCGUACCCGGUAGCCCGAUGCCGUCCUUAGUUCCACGGACCUUCUUAUUCGGUAUGGGGGUCCCGAUCCCAUGGAUAGUAUAUGUAUACUAGAAAAGUUAACAACAGUGAUUGUGAACCGAUGCGUGGAUGAUUAGCGUUUAUCGUGAAUUUACUGGGUUCAAUUUUGUUAUACACAACAAAAGACGCUUCAUUUAUCCUUCAUCAUGUACGCCUUUGGUUUCCUGGAGUGAAAGUACAAGGGUGUAAAUACAAAAUAAUACGAGUAUUUGUUAUAGUGAUUCUAGAGGAGAACGCUGUUAAUCGCUGAUCUCGGAUGUGUUACACAACAGGAACCUCUGAUUCGUGGCACACGCCUAGCAUAUAUGCACGCACACGCAUUCGUCGGCAGAUCGAUCGCAAUUUUUACAAUUACACCACACGCUUUUCAAGGUACUGUUCAAUUCUUGUUAUAAAAUUUCAAUUCUAUUUAUUUUCUAUAACAUUACCCGAUCAAUUUGCAAGUGCAAACGAUAUUCAUUUGUAAAUUUCUUAUAUUUAAGUUAAUUUUCAAAGAAUUAUAAACGAAUCGAACUUGGGUUCAUACAAUAGAAAAUAAGAGCCUAUAGAGGAGGCUAAGAAAACCAGGCGGGGUCAUCUUUUUUAUUUUCGCUCAUUCUCAUGUAUAAUCAGAGGACCAUCUUCGGCUUCUCCGAUUUCCGUCUUUUUUCUGACGAACAGCCGGUUCAUAGGAUCCCUAGGAUUCUUUUGUCCUAGGACGGACCGGCGGGCGUCUGUUUCGCGCGAACCAGUUUUCGCAAUGAUAUACCCCGCGUGCCGAAAAUUCGCAGCCGGUGGUCAGCAGUUGACUUUCUCUGUUCUCUGUGCGUCUUUCAAUGGUCCUCUGAUUUAUGUCUGGUCCUGGCCAUGCAAAUUUCAUUGGUGAAGCCGCCUCGUCGAGGUCAUCUCGACCUCAUUGUUCCAUGGGGUCUUGUCCUCCGGACAGCGAGAAGAGAACGGACCCGACGUCAUUCACCUCCCUCUUCCGGGUCUCUGGCCCCCCAUUUGCUAUUCCUCACCCUGCAGAAAAAGAAAAGGAACACCUUCGAAAUAUAACCGAACGUUUCUUGAAAUAGCCUAGAUUUGCAUUGCCCAAGUAAAUUGUACAAUAUACUAACUCCGGUUGGGAAAACUCGUUUAUAGAGAAGCAGAACUUAAGUUUGCAUUAAAUUUCAUGAAUUUCGAAAUUCUUAAGAUUCUAAUAAAAUUUGGAAUAAAUGUUUGCAUUCGAAUCGAUAUUGCUUUAUCGAUGCGAAUCGAAUGCUGUAUUGUCACUAGUAUAUUCUACUUAUCUAGGGACGCAAACCUAGACUAUAUCAGGCAAAUACCAAUUAUUCAUAGUUGAAAAGUGAAAAUCUGGUUGGAAACGCAUCUGAGUAACAGACCUGAUCCCUGCUGUGUUACACUUUCGCCACAUUUUUCCGGAAAGUCCCGGCUCAUCCGCACUUUUCACUCGUUAUUCACGUUCAAGCUUUCGAGAAGCAAUUUUACAGACCCCCCCUUUUCCUCUUCGUUUCACCAAACCGUGCUCGUUCGCUCACCCUUUUAUACACGUGUUAGAACAGAUCUCGAGCUCGUUUCAACGAAACGUUGCGAUCUCUCGUCACGCUUGUUCUCCCUACGAGACGUUUUCUUUUUCCUCCCUGUUUCGAAAAAGAGAAACACGCGUCGUCCAGACGAGGGUGGCUCUUUUUCCAUUUUGUUUUUCGUCCUUUCUAUUCUUUUCAAUUAGACGUUAAUUGAUUUCGAUAUCGAUCAGUAUCGACCGAGGUCAGCGGGCCUCGACCUCGCAUUCUAAGAAAAAAUGAGAGAACACCCUUAAUUUAGGGUGUAUUGUAUAUAUAUGUAGGAUAAGAUUAAAUAUGAAUCAAUGCAUUCAUGGAUUGGAAAUUUUUGAAAUUCUCGAAUAUCUUUAGUUUUCAUCUACGGUCAUUUCGAAACAAAAUUCUAUGUUUUCUCUUUGUGAAUUUGAUGAAAGGCUAGUUUACGAAUACUAGAAAUAUCAAUACCAGGAACAUUACGCUGUUGUGAAAUAUUAUACGUUGCCGAUCAAUAACGUCGUGCGAAGCUUCAGGCUGAAAACUAUAUUAGACUAUUUAAAAAACGGUAUUUAAAGUUCCUCAUAGUUUGAAUUUUUUCCUAUUCCUAUUUUAUUCAAACGACAAACCGUAGAAUAUGUACGUUUCACGCGCGAUAUAUUUAGUGGAACAGAGUGAAACAUUGUUAACUUUGAUGGUCGCAUAUUUCUUAUAAUUUAACGUUUCUUUUCCUAUCGAUAAGAUUUAUACAGUGGUUGUAGAAAGUAUAGCACCGAUCGAUGUCGAGUAACGCUUCGUAAAAUGAUAGUCGUAUGAAACAAGUUGAAUAUUUUUGGAGAUCCUUCGAAGCUUAUACUCGCAUUAUUCGCAAAAUUCUUUUUGCACGAUAUCUAUUUUAGAGAUCUCUAUAAAUAUACAAAGUGAUUUAUAAAAAUUAAUUUACAAACAGAAUUUUAUGAGGUACCGUAUCAAAUUGAUCAUUCUAUAUCAGAAAAUCACUACUUUCAGAGUUUAAUUUCUACUUGAAACAGAAUAGUAAUAAAAACCGACCGUCAAAGUGUAAAUCAGUAUCCUGAACCAGUGCCAUACUUAUCCUUUACGCGUAUUGAAAACAUAAAGCCUGUCAGAAGUUUCAGAAAACAGUUAACUAUUUUUCAUUCGCGUGCGUUACACACGUGGAAUAUCGCAAAGAAAUAAAAAAGAUCGAUGAAUUGUUGUACAUAAUAAAUUCGCAAGGAUCGUUAUCGUGAAAAAGAAAUGAAACUUUUUCAUCGUAUAAAUUCUUUUUUUUUUAUACUGUUUUGUACGGAGAAUAGAAUUGCUUUGUUUAUAUAUAAGAUCGGGACCUCCAGACCCUAAUGAUUAAGAGGAAUCGUGGGAGUAGGGAUGUCAACGGAAUGGCGGUGGCGUAGUGGACAAAUGUAGCCGGCAAGAAAACCAGGGUUCGAUUUCCGGUGCCGGGCCACGGUCCAUAUUUUUCACAAAUUCCUACGUGUAUACAUAUAAGUGUUAUAUGUUUGUGUCAAAUUAUAACGUUGUACGGAUAUGUAAACGGAGCCGGGGAACAAUGUUUACGGAGCGCGAAUCGAAUGCAGUGCCGUUUUUCAAACAAAUCAUUUCUGAGUGUAUUGUAUCGUUACGAUUUUAAAAUCACGAGUAUAUUGAUCAGUAACAAUUUACAUAUAUAUGUAAAAAGUUUAUUUCGAGUUUAAUUUUACAGCGAAGCUUUUGAAAAUCGAAAGCUACAAAUAUUUACAAAUACAUUUAAUUUUGUUUCUUUUGUUAAAAAAAGCUAAAUUUUAAUGACGAAUAGGGUUCACUUUUUUACUCUAAAGAAUGAUAAAAGUUUAAUUUAAAUAUCGAAAGUUUCGAAUUAAUCAACAUACUCGUGCAUUUUAUUUAAAAAACGUCUACGUAUUCGAAUCCGUAUAAAUGGUUCUCUGCUCGCUCGGAUCCUCGAUUAACGAUUAUGUACCUAUGGUGUAUACUCCUCUGUAAUCUAUGUAACUAGAGCUACGUAUAGUUAUAAUUUUGUACAGUGAUAUGCAAACGCUGAUAUCGUAUGCACGAAUUCGUCGAUCGUUCAGCCGGUGCCUCGGACACGAUUUCCGAAGGUAGACGCCGAACGCGACCAAAACACGGUACAAAUUUCAAAUUUUAUGCCUAUAAGCUACACUAAAUGUUGAUUAACACGAUACGGAUGGACGAUAUUCUCGCUACUUCUAAUUAAAGGUACGAUGGCCACUUUUGAAGAUUUCGAGGCAUCCUCGACGCGUACCCCUUCGAAAAUACGUCGAUCACCACCAAUGGUUGUUCCUACUCUCGAUCGUUGAUACAUACAUAACGUAUAUAUAUAAAUAUAUAUAUAUACACUGACACGCGAUGGUAAACAGGUAAACACGAUAGAACCAUGAGAGAAAGAAAAAAAUGGUAAAAGAAUAGAUUGGAAAUUACGAGCAGAAGAGUUUGUUGUUCUCCUCGUGCCGUCGUUAAUUUUGUGAUUUCGAUAGAAACGCGUAACAGCGGAUCAAAAUAGCACUCGAUGUAUACUAUGAAACUGACACUACCUCACCAGACACCUAAUAUAUCUCAACCACAAGACUGAUUUUAAAUAGUAUUCCUAAAUAGAUAAGGAAAUGGAAAUAAGAGGGAAAAAAAAGAGAUGAUUAUUAUAAAGAGAUUAUUAUAAAGAGAUAUUGCGCGUACAAAAAAAUACGAAUAUAGAAUGUUUUUCUAAGUAAUUUAAUUAAUUAUAGUACUCUACCUGUAGUUAUUAUUAUUAUUACUAUUAUCAUUAUUAUUAUCAUCGUCAUGAUCAUGCUACGUCGCUGCCAAUGUCGAAUUCCUAUCUUGGAUAAGAAACGAAGAAGAAAAAACCUUUGUAUCAUACGCUGUUUACUUGUAAUUUAAAACGAUUCCUCAACCUAAACCUUACCACCCCCGAUAUGCUCACCUCGCACCUCCCCCGGAACCUAACAUUUCUCGCAAUCACACGUACAUACGACUCAUUAUAAUAAAUAAAUGUUCCUGGUCUGUUGAUGAAGUUUGACUGGUCUGUCAAAAUAUUUUUAUUAUUAAAAACUCACUGUUCAAUCGUU
Molecule: messenger RNA, 6375 nt
Organism: Osmia bicornis bicornis
Lineage: Eukaryota; Metazoa; Arthropoda; Insecta; Hymenoptera; Megachilidae
Gene: Kr
Product: protein krueppel
Exons: 3
Coding region: 44-1420 (458 amino acids)
Source: RefSeq, a predicted model, not a curated record